CCCCAACCUCUGGAUGGAUGGGGUUUCUCCUCUCUCCCUCAUCAACCAAAGCCUCCUAAUCAAAUUCCUUACAUAUUACGGACACGUCUUUCUCUAGAGAGAGAAUAAUAAUACUAAUAAAAUGUUGGACGGCGGGCGGCGCGGCGGUGGAUGUUGCUCCGGGAGGAAGAGAAAGGACCGACCCUACAAAGGGAUUCGCAUGAGGAAGUGGGGGAAGUGGGUCGCCGAAAUCCGGGAGCCCAACAAGCGCUCCCGGAUAUGGCUCGGCUCCUACUCCUCCCCGCUCGCCGCGGCCCGGGCCUACGACACCGCCGUCUACUACCUCCGCGGGCCGUCUUCGAGGUUGAAUUUCCCGGAGUUUUUCUCUAGUGACGGCGAAAGGCCUGCCGAUUUAUCCACCGACUUGAUCCGCAAGAAAGCAAUCGAUGUGGGCGUCAGAGUGGACGCCGUUCAAAACUCCCUCGGCGGCGGCGGAGGCGAGGGCCAAGCCAGCCCGCCGGCCCAAUCGACCGUGAAGCUGGACUUGAACGCCCAGCCCGAACCCGAAGAGCCGAAUCUGAAUUACGGCUAAGUUGCAUCUGCUCAUCCAUCAACUUCUUUCUUCAUAUGAUCAAAAGCUUUUCACUUUGAGCUGAUAUUUUAAUUUACUGUCAAAAGGAAUAAAUAAAUUAUCUCAUAUGCAUUCAGUUCCGCGAAAUUAAUUUGUCCUUCACUUCGAC
Molecule: messenger RNA, 719 nt
Organism: Cuscuta europaea
Lineage: Eukaryota; Viridiplantae; Streptophyta; Magnoliopsida; Solanales; Convolvulaceae
Source: the annotation of a GenBank genome assembly